AUGCUCGCUUCCGAGGACGGAUCGUUUGUCACCGGAACGGAAAUCCGCAUCGACGGCGGCACGCAUAUCCGCCGGAACCCGUCCGACGGUACGAAGUGCGGUGGGGAGCCAGCGGUGAGCGAAUCAACAGGCAGUGCCGAACCUCGAGCCUGUGCUGAUCAGUCCUGUCGUCGGCGGAAUUAUUCCGCACCUGGUCCGAGGACGAGACCCGCUGUGAGCGUCGACGAUCCCGGAGGCGCUCGGCGCACUGCUUGGACGCGGCCUCGUAGCUCGUACUGCUCUGCCGGACAACAAGUUCCGAGAAGUUGCGUUUUGGAUACCCAGACACAGACCCUCACUGUGCAGCCGCGCUUCGCGUCCCCGGACAGCACUGCCCUCGCCGCACCGUUCAAGCUCACCGACGCGUCGGCCCCGACCGGCGACGCUUGGGAAGAUCUCGAAUCGGUACUCGCGUCCAUCGCGAUCUCCGCUGCUGGACGCGGCGAAUUCUGGCUCGCGGAACUCGGCGGGUGGGAUUCUCCGCACGAGCCGAACUGCCUCUUCACGACCGUCGACGAAUCGGGCCUGGCCAACGCAGUCAUGGAGGCAAACCCCGCACCCGUGGGCCUGGGCGUCUGGCCGGAGGCC
Molecule: messenger RNA, 627 nt
Organism: Mesorhabditis spiculigera
Lineage: Eukaryota; Metazoa; Nematoda; Chromadorea; Rhabditida; Rhabditidae
Source: the annotation of a GenBank genome assembly